AUGACGCCGUUCGCGCUGCCACCGCACACCCGGCCCUUCCGACAGCCUAUGACGCCGCGAUGGAGACGUCGCCAGCCUGGCGCUGCAACAGCCUGGCGCUACAAGCCAGCUGCGCCCGCGCUACCAUUGGCCUCGUCCCUGCGGGUCCCGACACAGUCAGCGAGGAAAACUAGAUAUACGAGGUGCCCCCCCAAGGCCAACGUCGUACCCAAUACGCCCUCGCACCGCCGUCGUACUCGAUCAAUACAAUACGCCCGGAGCGGUGGGUACGAGCAGCCGGGCAUCGCCGCUGCACCAAAACUAGCGAUUGUGCAGCGGUGCGCGCGGGCGGCACGGGUGGGUGCUGGUCCGUGGCCGUCGGGUGCUGGUUUGCGAGCGCAUGGUACCGGGGGCGCGGGUUUGCUGGCUGCUUCUGCCACAGGGUAUGCGAAUCCAUCGCCAGGUGGUUGUGAGGCAUUGUUCCUACACUUGCCACGCUCGUUGGUGCUAGUGUGCUGGUGUUUCUGA
This is a messenger RNA of Boeremia exigua, 507 nucleotides long. RefSeq lists its product as uncharacterized. The record is from RefSeq and is a predicted model, not a curated record. The transcript has 2 exons. NCBI's taxonomy places the organism in Eukaryota, Fungi, Ascomycota, Dothideomycetes, Pleosporales, Didymellaceae. Bases 1 to 507 code for a protein of 168 amino acids.